AUGGCGGGGACAGCGCGCCAUGACCGAGAGAUGGCGAUCCAGGCCAAAAAAAAGCUCACCACGGCCACCGACCCCAUCGAAAGACUGCGGCUGCAGUGCCUGGCCAGGGGCUCUGCGGGCAUCAAAGGACUUGGCAGAGUGUUUCGAAUCAUGGAUGACAAUAACAACCGAAGUCUUGAUUUCAAAGAAUUCGUGAAAGGGUUAAAUGAUUAUGCCGUGGUCAUGGAAAAGGAAGAGGCAGAAGAGCUUUUCCGGAGGUUUGAUAAAGAUGGAAAUGGAACAAUUGACUUCAAUGAAUUUCUUCUCACUUUAAGGCCUCCAAUGUCCAGAGCCAGAAAAGAGGUAAUUAUGCAAGCUUUCAGAAAGUUAGACAAGACUGGAGAUGGUGUCAUCACAAUUGAAGACCUCCGCGAGGUGUACAACGCAAAGCACCAUCCCAAGUACCAGAACGGAGAAUGGACUGAGGAGCAAGUGUUCAGGAAAUUUCUGGAUAACUUUGACUCGCCCUAUGACAAAGAUGGACUGGUGACCCCUGAGGAGUUUAUGAACUACUACGCGGGGGUGAGUGCGUCCAUCGACACCGAUGUAUAUUUCAUCAUCAUGAUGAGGACCGCCUGGAAGCUCUAA
Molecule: messenger RNA, 627 nt
Organism: Pteronotus mesoamericanus
Lineage: Eukaryota; Metazoa; Chordata; Mammalia; Chiroptera; Mormoopidae
Gene: CAPSL
Product: calcyphosine like
Exons: 4
Coding region: 1-627 (208 amino acids)
Molecular function (GO): calcium ion binding
Source: RefSeq, a predicted model, not a curated record